Uranotaenia lowii is the source of this 5797-nucleotide messenger RNA. RefSeq names its product toll-like receptor Tollo. Gene Ontology annotation, molecular function: protein binding. Gene Ontology annotation, biological process: signal transduction. NCBI's taxonomy places the organism in Eukaryota, Metazoa, Arthropoda, Insecta, Diptera, Culicidae. The record is from RefSeq and is a predicted model, not a curated record. Bases 1467 to 5522 code for a protein of 1351 amino acids. The transcript has a single exon.
AAAACGGUCGGGUCAGUCGCAACUGAACCGCGAACGAAACAAGGCGCUCUUAAUUCUGCGUCCGUCUUUUUGAAACCGGAAGAUUACGUGUCGCACACAAGCACAACAUAAUAACACGGCCAGACCCACAACAAACAGUCAAAGUUCCUUUUCGUCCACGACGAAGUGCGAAGAAUCGAGCGUGUCUUGUUGUUAUUGCAGUCGUCAUCGUCGUCGUCGUCGUUGCCGUAGUCGUUAUUGUGUUGCCGUGCCGUCCCGCGAUCACAGAGCAGCAGCGGUGUGCAGAGGGCAGGCAGAGAAUAAAAGCAUUAUAAAAUUAGUCAGAGGAACCCCGAGAAGACAGCCAGAGGGCGGGCCGCGACAGCAGCGGCGAAACCUGUAUGAAGGGGGAACCGAAAGCAGAAAAUUGCUAUAUAAAACAAUCUUCUUGUGUGUUAAUGUGUUCUCCAUCGGGGCUUAGAAUUCUGGCUCGUAAACCGUUGCUCUAAGGCAGACCGUGUGUAUUUUUUGUGUUCCCUCUGUGUGCGCUUAUUUAUAAACGGAUAUCACUGUGCCCCACUUUGGGUAGAGGUAGACAGUGAGGACUGGGGAGCAAGUCCUGAAGCGAGAAGAUUGAGUUGAAUCGAAGCAAAAGCAAAUCAGUGGAAGAAGAAAUCCAACUGAAGAAUUCGAACAACAACCAUUAGUUUUGUGAGCAGGCAUCACUACAUAGGUUUCUCCGGCGAGGUUGGAUCAUAGAUCGCGAAGCAGCAGGAGAAAAAAGUGACGAAGCAACGAGUGAACUCGGUUUGGGGCCGCUGCUGAGUGAAUAAAAUGUUUUUUGUGAUCAGAUCGUAAAUGCUUAAGCGUGAAGAAGAGACGUGUGCUUCUCGGAAGGAAUGCUCUAAGUUACGAAGAAACCGACUGGCGACCCUCAAAAUUAUUGUUUGCUCUCAAGAGGUGCUUUGACUGCCGCCAAAACAACAGAAUAAGUGUCCGAAAAAACGGUCGAGAUGUGUGAAUAAGCCCGAUGAUUUCGGAUGUUUUAUGACGGGUGUGAAACUAGAACGGGCCGAACAAAUAUGUGCUUGAGAUGAACAGCUGAGCGCAUUGGGAUCAAACGACUGAAUAUGUCCCCCAGUGGAAUAGAGUGAAGAAAAAAAUGUCCGUUCGCGGGUGUGAACUGAACGUAAAUGAAACUUUCUGUUUGAAGUAGCUGCUGGCUGGAAAAUAAUUUGCGAUUCAAAUAGCUGGCAACUGACGGGCCAAACGGCGCGCGGUGCCAACACGAAAAACUCAUCAAUCUGGCUUCGGCACAGGGAAGCGGUGCAAUUUUCCUACUCUGCUUUACGCUUGUGCUUCUGCGGUGCUGCUCUUCUGCCACCGCCGGUCGCAACAACUUCCUUCGGCAUGAUGACGCCCUGCCGAAAGGAUGCACCUGGACUGGUGCGGUACUGGAAGUUUCGCAGGAGAAAAGAUCCGACGAGAUGCAGUGCAAAAUCAAAACCAUAACCAAGACCGAGAGUCUGCUAGCUAAUAUAAGUAGUUAUCAAAUUGAUAGGAUAAAAUCGCUAAAACUAGAAUGUAACGACAUCAUGUUCUUUGAAAGUUCCUUAGAAUCUACGACGACGCCCGGUAACUUCCUGGGAAAUCUCAAUGGCUUACUGAAGCUGUCGAUAGAGUUUUGCAAAAUUAAGUACAUCCCGGCGAUGGCAUUCUCGAACAUGAAAGUGCUCAAAAGCCUUACACUUAGCACGCACAACGUAGAUUGGUCUGUGAUGAAUCUGGAACUACAUCCGGACAGUUUCCGGGGACUGACUGAGCUCAAAGAAAUUCACCUGGCAGACAACAACAUCUGGAGCCUGCCAAAUGAAGUGUUUUGCCCUCUGUACACAUUGAAGGUGCUGAACCUAACCGGAAACAGAUUAAGUGAUAUUUCCCAGCUGGGACUCUCGGACUGGGGAAAGGGUCCAAUCGCCCCCGGAAAAGCUUGUAACACGGGUCUGGAAGUGUUGGACCUUUCCGGAAAUGACAUUACACUCAUGCCUGAUAAUGGUUUAUCAGCGCUGAGAUCGAUGAAUGCACUGUAUCUGCAGAACAACCUGUUGAAGGAAAUUGCCGACCGAGCCUUCGUUGGAUUGGGCACUUUGGAAAUUUUAAAUUUGUCCAACAACAAACUCACAGCUCUCACGCCGGAACUGUUUCAGUCGUCUCGAAAAAUUCGACAAGUCAACUUACAGAAUAAUUCACUCUCCGUACUAGCACCCGGAAUUUUCGAAGGUCUUGACCGACUGGAAACACUGGACCUUUCUCGGAACCAGCUAACAUCGACUUGGAUCAAGCGUGACACUUUUGCCGGACAAGUUCGUCUAGUUGUGCUCAACCUGGGCUAUAACCAUCUGACGAAAGUGGACCAGCACGUGUUUAAGGGCCUGUACAGUCUGCAGAUACUGAAUCUGGAGCACAACUCCAUCGAGCUCAUAGCCGAUGGUGCAUUUAGUGAUUUGAAAAAUUUGCAUGCCCUGUUUCUUUCGCAUAACCGAUUGCGUCAAAUAGAGCCAUACCACUUCAGUGAGCUGUACGUUUUGAAUCAGUUGAUACUGGAGUCGAACCAGAUUGCAUACAUUCAUGAGCGUGCCUUUGAAAAUCUGACACACUUGCAUGACCUCAGCCUGAACGAUAACCGGCUGGAAGAGAUUCCCUCUGGGAUGAAGAGCUUGAAGUUUCUACAAUCGCUGGAUCUGGGCAAAAACCAGAUAGUGGAAAUAAAUAAUUCCUCCUUCGAGGGGUUGGAAGAGCUGAUGGGACUGCGGCUAGUGGACAAUCAGAUAACGGAAAUUUCGAGGGACACGUUUUUUGCGCUAUCCACUAUUCAUGUGCUGAACCUGGCCAGCAAUCGGAUACGACACGUGGACCAGUCGGCUUUCAGCUCUAACCCAACGCUGAGGGCAAUCCGUUUGGAUAAUAACGAACUGGAGGACGUGGCCGGGGUUUUCACAUCGCUCACAUCGUUGGUCUAUCUCAACAUCUCGGACAACAACAUCGGCUGGUUCGAUUAUUCGCAUUACCCCCAGUCGCUGGAAUGGCUAGAUAUUCACAAGAACAACAUUUCCGAGCUGGGAAAUCGGUACGACGUGGGAAAUUGGUUCCAGCUGAAAAUGCUCGAUGUUUCGCACAACCGUAUAAAGCACAUCAAUACGAGCUCGAUUCCAAAAAAUAUCGAAAGCUUGCUGCUGAAUAACAAUCAAAUCGAAGAGAUUGCAUCAGAAACGUUCACAAACAAGGAGAACCUGGUCAAGGUGGUGCUGUACGGUAAUCACCUGCGCCGGCUGGAAAUGUCCUCGCUGGCCCUGACACUGGUUCCGGACACUCGAACCAUGCCGGAGUUUUAUAUCGGUGAUAAUUUAAUCCACUGUGACUGCAGCAUGGAGUGGUUGCAACGCAUCAACGAAUUGAGCUAUCUCCGGCAGUAUCCCCAGGUGAAGGACCUCGAUUCGGUGAUGUGUACGAUGGAGCACAAACGGGGAGAGCUGGUCCGACCGCUGAUGGAAAUGAAGGCCAGCGAGUUCCUAUGCAAAUACGAGAGUCAUUGUUUUGCGACGUGCCACUGUUGCGAUUUUGAUGCCUGCGACUGCAAGAUGACAUGCCCGGAUCGGUGCAACUGCUACCACGACACGGCAUGGGAAUCGAAUAUUGUCGAUUGUGGCAGUGCGGGCCUCACGGCGAUUCCGAACAAAAUUCCAAUGGAUGCCACCGACAUAUAUUUGGAUGGGAAUAAUUUUAGUCAGCUGGAAAGUCACGUUUUCAUUGGGAAGAAAAAACUGAAAUCAUUGUAUCUGAACCACAGCCGGAUCGAUGCGCUGAAUAAUAAAACUUUUGGCGGAAUUCCGGCUCUGAGUGUGCUACAUUUGGAGAAUAAUAGAUUGCGCCAUAUCGGCGGGGCCGAGUUUGAGUCGCUGCGGGAGCUGAAGGAGUUGUACUUGGAGGGAAAUGCCAUCAGUUCGAUCGGAAACAAAUCGUUCUAUUAUCAGAAAUCGCUAGAAGUGCUCACGAUUAGUGACAAUAAAAUCGGUGAUUUGAAGCCAUGGGAACUUUUGCCUUUGGGUGGUACGUUCCGGCUAAUCUCGCUAAGUGGCAAUAAACUGAACUGUGCUUGUGAGACGAUGGGUAAAAUGUUAGCCUGGGUUGAACAGCAGCUGAACGAAACCAGUGCGUUAAGUGAAUUUCAGUGUACGAAUAAUAAAUUACUAAAGGACGCUCUGAAGGAGUGUGAGAGCCACAAAAGUGCCCCGAUUGCGACACCGACCGUGCAGCGGACGAUUAUCGAUAAUGAUUUUAUAGACUACUUACCAUUGUUGAUUGCCGUGCUAGCCGGACUAGUGCUGACGAUUCUAAUAGUGGCGCUAGUGUUCAUCUUCCGUAACGAUUUCUGCCUCUGGGCGCACUCCCGUUACGGUGUACGUAUCUGCAAGGAUCCACUGAGCUCGAUGGAACGCUGCGAGGAUAAUGAGAAACUUUACGAUGGCUAUUUCAUCUACAGUGCCGCCGAUGCCGACAUGGUUUCUAGUCAAAUAACGCAAGAACUGGAGCACAACGGCUAUGCUCUCUGUCUGCACUAUCGGGACAUCCACUCGGCGGCAUUCCUCGCGGACUCACUUCAAAGUGCGGCCGAUGCCUCCCGCAAGUUAAUCCUUUUUAUAAGUGUUAAAUUUAUGCAACUUGAGUGGUCUCAGCCGGAGUUCCGUGCUGGACUUCAAGCUGUUCUCGAGCUGAUAAGACCAUCCCGGCGGAAGCAGAAGCUCAUCCUAAUCACAUCAGUGCCGCACUCGAUGCUUAGCAUGGACCCGAUAAUGGAUAUCCUCACGCGAACCUGCACCGUAAUCUCCUGGGACGAUCGGCGCUUCUGGGACAAGCUCCGUUUUGCCAUGCCGGACAUUGGCAAAAAUUCUCCUGUAAAUAAGGCACCCCACCGUAAAGCCAUCAACAUCCGGUACACACCGGCUCCGACAAAUCCGACGGCGCCAACGGCCACCUGGCCGAAACGUCUGAACUCAGAAGUAUGCGUACAGUACCCCCAGGCGGUUCCUCAUUCGCAAGCCCCUCCCCAUUCACCCAACCACAGUACUUACAACACCGAGGAUGAACAUUCGACCGCUUCCUCGCCCCAGUACGAAGCCCCAACGCUCCAUCACAACAGUGGCCCAGGCAGCGGCGGAGGAGGUCACGCAAUGAUUCCCUUCCCCCACUACCACCACCAUCAGCAGCAGCAGCAGCAGCACCCUACGCUGCCACAUCACAUUCCAUUGCAGCAGCAGCACCAACAGCAGCAUUCGCCGCACCUGCAGACUUUCCCCCACCACCUUCCGCAUCACCAUUCGAUGGUCGGGGGAACUCCCGUUGGGUUCUACCGCAGCACUACUUCUGGCGGCGGGGGCAAGUCGGCCAACAACACGAUGGGCCACGUUUACUCCACGAUACCCGAGUCGCAGUACAAUACGCAUCACUCCAAUCGCAGCGAUAGCAAUCGACCGUACUUUGUGUAAUAUUUACUCUACUUUUAGCUCGUUAUUUCAAAUUCUAUUGCUCUCGCCUGCCAUUAUUUCCAUCGACGACUCAAACGACGACGAAAAAGAAAAAGCAGAAGAAAAAAACAACCCAUAAACUCAGUCAUUUUUGUGUAUUAUACUACUCAAUUCUCGUACUCGCUUCUAGAAGGCAUCUCUCAUGUUGAAAAAUAUGAUGAACAAAAAAUGUGUAUAAAAUUGUUUACUACUUGUAGGUUAGGAACGAAAAUAAAACGGAAAAAUUCAAACAACCA